ACAAAAGUGAAUAUAAUAUUUUGUUCGAAUUCUUGCAGCCGGUGCAGGAAAGGCGUCUAAAGGUGUUAAGAUCGCUCAUCAAUCCUCCUUACAAGGGAAUGCACGCACGGCACCGUCUCAUCCUGAAGUUGACGAAGCUCUGCUGCAACCAAACCCUCUCGCCUGUCAGAGAGCUCCAUCACCUCUGCCGGGUCCGUCACGCCCCCGCUCUAGGCCCCCCUCACCGCGCCCCGGGCCCUCCCGAGUUCACAGCCGCGGAAUUAAGCUCGGAGACUGCAGCAGCGAAGACAGUGAAGACAGCAAUGACGGUAACGAUGAUGACGAUGCGGUAUCGCCUCACAUUAUUUCCCGUAAUGAGCUAUUCCGAGGAGCGUGCGUAAGGCUGGGUUUUAGCAUCCCAGGUCGUGACCAGCCCGAUCCCGUCGAAUACCUUCGCAGAAACGAAGAUUAUUUCGCUGAAAUCCUGCAAGCACAUCGUUGCACUCUCGGGUGUCCUCCUCCUGCCAUCAAGACGUUUACGGGAUUCACCCUCAUUCUCAGCAGAACCGACCUCGCGACGGGAGAAGUAAGAAACAUAGAAAAAAGUGUAACCCUUCGCAGUUGCAUCAUUACUUCAGAGGCGGAAUGCAGAAGAACAGUGCGAGGGUGGAGCGAGGAGGUCGACGCCAGGCUGGAAGAGUGGAUCACCGACGAGGGGAGCGGGCUCGAUCUUGACGCCAUUGCAUCGCACGACAUCACCAUAUCGCGAAUUCUUGCCCCUCAAGCCAUAGGGAAAUACAUACCCUUCCCAGCAAAGGUCAGAGGGAAGAGGUACAUCUUCAACCCUGUUGGGGACACGGAUUGCGUGAUAAGAUCCCUUGCCGCCGGAAAACUAUUGUCUGACGGAAAAUGCAAGAAGAGGCUUGCGAGAGAGGUUGAUACUCGGGCUAAAUGCGCACGAUACAUCAAAUAUGAUGCGCAAAAACUCCCAACCAGCUGGGAAACACUGGGAGAAUUGGAGAGGGAAAAUAAUCUCUCUCUAUAUGUUUACUGCCUGCAAAAACCGUUCACGUCUCAUGACAACAACAACAACAACUACUUUCUGACACAAGUUCGAAGAGGAAAAGAAGACAACAAGAAACGUCUACUCCUUCACUUGCUUCUGCUCGAAAACGAACACGCGUGUCUCAUCACCGACUUCAACCGUUUUGUUGACUCAUUUUCAUACAGAGGCAGAACCCCAAACAAACACUUCUGUCGUACGUGUUUCUCGACCUUCUCAAACCAGAUGCUGGCAGAUAAUCAUAUGGCAGAGUGUAAAUCGCCCGUUCAGAUUAUAUACCCACCUCCCGGAAGCAAGCUCAGCUUUAUUAACUAUGGGAAAGCAUACAGCCCAUCGCACAUAUGCAUAUACGACUUCGAGGCAUAUAUGGACCAAACAAAUGCUAGAAACAGGUGCAUAUCACACCACAAGGCAUUUGCCUACGGCUUCAUUAUCAUCGAUAGAAGAGGUGACACCGUGCAUAGUUCUACAUACAAAGGAACCGAUGCAGCAACCCACUUCAUCGAGAGCCUGUCUGCCAAAUGGUCGGAUAUUGUAAAAAACAUGGUUUACUACCCUCUCCACAUGACAGAUCAAGACCAGCAUAUACACAACACUACAGAGACGUGUAAAAUGUGCGGGCAGAAGUUUCCCAAUCAUCAGCAGAAGCACAGACACCACGACCACACGAAACAACGAAACAACUACAUCGGGGCAUACUGCGCGAGGUGCAACAUUCAAAUGAGGAACCACCGCACCAAAAUGCCGUGCAUAGCACACAACCAUUCCUACGAUCUCGGGUUGAUGCUGAAAGAAAUGCAAGGUGGCCUGAACAUAAACGUGCUUGUUAAACAAGGACUCAGGUUCCACGCCGUGGAAAUUAACAACCUGAAAUUUCUGGAUAGCAUGGCAUUUAUGAGCACCAGCCUGAGCUCUCUCGCCAGGACGCACAUUGAGAGCGGGCGCCCGUUGAAGUACUCAUCUCACCUCGUGCAACACCUGUCAGCCGAAGCCCAGAGAUUACUCCUAACAGGGAAAGGAAUAUUCCCUUACGAAUACCUAGACAAUCUGAAUAAGCUGGAAGAUACCUCCCUCCCCCCGAUAGAACAUUUUUAUAGUUCUCUCACGGGGGACACCGUCACGCAGGAGGAAUACGACAAUGCCCUCAAGGUAUGGGAAGCUGCCGAGUGUCGCACACUCGGGGACUAUGCCGACUGCUAUCUUCGUGCUGAUGUGGGUCUGCUGGCUGAUGUGCUCAGCGAGUGGAGGUCAACCCUUGUCAAAAAGUAUGAUCUCGACAUGGUGAAUUAUGUCAGCCUGCCCGGAUACGCCUACGACGCAUUUUUGAAGAUGACCAAAGCGCAAUUAGAGCUCAUCUCAGACCCCGAGUUGGCGCGCAAAAUCGAGCGCUCGGUGAGAGGAGGACUUACAACGUGUGUUCGACCUCAUACAGUGGCAAAUAAUCCGCUUGUCAACCCCUGUUUUAACCCCGAAAAGGAACAAAGUACAUACAUUCUUUAUCUGGAUUUUAACAGUCUAUAUGCCACAGUGAUGUCAGAAAAACUUCCCUAUGGAAAUAUUCGGAAACUACCCGAUGGUGAAAAGAGGGAGUUUGUGGCAACGGGUUUGUCCGACCACGACGAAAGCGGCGAUAUCGGUCACUGGGUCGAGGUUGAUCUGCACGUGCCGGAAGAUGUCGCAAGAAAAACCGACGAGCUUCCUCUCCUUAUCCAUCACAUGGAGAUAAGAAGCCAAGACCUCUCGCCGUACAACAAAGAACUUCUUAUGUCGCAAAACAGACGUGUUCCUCCGAAAAAUAAAAAGUUGGUAGCAUCGCAUCUUCCUCAAGAAAAUUACCUCGUUCUGUUGAAACAUCUGCAGCUGUUAAUUCAUUUGGGAGUUGUGGUGGACCAAGUGCACGAGGUAUACGAAUUCUCGCAGGAUAGCUAUCUCCAACCGUUUAUCCACGAAAACAUCAAAGCACGUCGCGAAGCUACCGAUAAAGCUCAGCAGCUCUGCUUCAAGACCCUUUCCAACAGCGUGUUUGGCAGGUGUUUAAUGAACCCCCUGAAGAGAGUGGAAAAGGCCAGCAUGGUGUGCAAGACCUCAUCAUUUCUGAAAAAGAUACGGGACCCUCUUUUCAAAAGGCUCAUCCCCCUCGCCCCGAACCGUGUUAUAACAAUUUCAAGAGCAAAGACAGUGACUAUGAACUACCCACAAUAUAUCGGGUUCACCAUUCUGGAACUGGCUAAAUAUAAACUUUACCAUUUUUUCUAUAAAGUGUUAAAACCGAUCUACGGAGAGAGGGUAAAGCUCUGCUACUCCGAUACAGAUAGUUACAUCCUCUCUGUCGAGACCGAUGAUGUUUAUAAAGAUUUUUCAACUGCUCCUCUGAACGAGUGGAUUGACACCUCUAAUUUUAGCCAGGACCAUCCCUUGUAUAAUGUAACGGUGAAGGGGAAGCUCGGGCUUUUAAAAUCCGAGACAGGGGAAAUUCCUAUCAAAGAGGCUAUAUGUUUAAAACCAAAGACAUAUUCCUUGCUCCUAAAUAAUAAUCAAUCUACCACAGGUACGAAAGGAAUCUGCCGAUCUGAAAAGAGAAAACUCAAACACGAGAGGUUCCGCCGUACUCUUCAUCAGAAAGAGGUCCACACCUUCAAUCAGGUUAGUAUUACUAACGUUAAUGGACAAAUGGCUACCACAAUAACCAAAAAACGUGGAUUAUCAUUAUACGACGACAAACGCUGGUAUAUCAACACCUAUAAAUCGCUGGCGUACGGUCAUCCGGACAUUAAGCAUCUGGCAAAGGAAAGUGAAAGUGAAAGCGAGGAAGAGGAGGAGGAGGAGGAGAGACCCCGCGAUGCGGUCAGUGGGCAUACGAGCGAGGAGGAGGGGGAGGAGGAGGAGGAGGAGGCGGCGGAGGCGGAAGCACCUACAGGUGCACGGACAUAUAACUUGUGGAGGAGACGACAACAUCUUCUCUCCGCACAUUUUCCGUGUCUUGGCCGUACUAACGACAGAGCACAGCAGCAACAGCUACAACAACAACAACAACAACAGCAACAACAACAACAAAAUCGACGACGAUCGCGACAGGAAAGUAAAUCCAAACUGGCAACUCGCAAACGGAGGAAAACAUCGGCGGGAACUCCGUUCAUUCUCUGUGAAGCGAGGGAAAACAACACCAGCGAUGACGACGACGAUAUAAUAUAACAUUGGCAACUCGCAAACGGAGGAACAUCCAUUCAAAUUUGCGGUGUUGCCAUGUUGUGUAUAGUUAUGUAUAUUAUUUUGUAUAUUGUAUAUUUUGUUGUAUAUUAUAAGAUUUUAUUACUUUUAUUACGUAUUUCUGUUUGAGUUUGUACAAAUGUUCUGAA
Penaeus indicus is the source of this 4398-nucleotide messenger RNA. RefSeq lists its product as uncharacterized. The transcript has 2 exons. Gene Ontology annotation, molecular function: DNA-directed DNA polymerase activity; nucleic acid binding; nucleotide binding. The coding region runs from base 1268 to 4234 and encodes 988 amino acids. Lineage: Eukaryota; Metazoa; Arthropoda; Malacostraca; Decapoda; Penaeidae. The record is from RefSeq and is a predicted model, not a curated record.